Molecule: messenger RNA, 867 nt
Organism: Pyrenophora tritici-repentis Pt-1C-BFP
Lineage: Eukaryota; Fungi; Ascomycota; Dothideomycetes; Pleosporales; Pleosporaceae
Source: RefSeq, a predicted model, not a curated record
AUGGACAAAGUCAAACUCACAAUCACACCGGUGGCCGCCAAAAUCAAAUCACUCCUUCCCACAAAGAAAGAUGCUUCGCCGGUUUUCAAUAAGCCCGUCAACACCAACUCAUGUCCGCACCAUCGCAUGUCGCGGCUGUUAUACAGCAUUUCCCUUACUAUGCUCUUUGCAAUCUCGAUAGCUGUGGUUACAUUUAAAGCAAAGUCAUACAGCUUCAUCGAGGAUAACCGUAUGACGGGAUUCGACUUCCAAAUGUCAGAAGGAGCUGGGCAAUCCGCACAGGAAAUCGUCGUGGCAACUCUACCACGCAGGAUGUAUGCGAUACCAGCGAAGUUGACCAUCAUCUCUGCCGCCAUGAGCAUCCUGAUUGCAGCGGCACAUCUGGGAUUUGUUGUGACCGAUUGGAAGAGGGGUAAUAGAACGCAAUCACAUGUAUUCCGUCGCAAUAUAAUGAUGUUUCACAUUAUUAAUGCCAUCGUUGUCCUCUUCGCUCUGGUAUCAAUUUACGUCACUCAUGCCAACUCAUCGCAUUUCCGCGACAACUACAUCAAUGUCCUUGCCUCUCGGAGAAACGCCACUCAAACCUACGUGCGGUACGACGCCGGCAUCUUCGACGUCGAGACCUGGACGUGCGAGCUUCAACGUGCCCAGGGUGUUGGCAUGGUUCAGGAUGACUAUGGGAAGCAAUGUGCGGACGAGAUCGCUGGUCGAGCCGUCAUGAUCCCGUUCAUGUUGCUUGCAUGGCUCAUCGCUGGUGUGGGCAUCUGGGGCUUCACAAAGGGUGGACGAAGGGGACCCGACGGCGAAGCCAUCAGAACCCAAGAAGUUGGCCUCGAAAUGAAAAAGAUGAACGCUACCGACGAAUAG